Messenger RNA from Oncorhynchus tshawytscha (Chinook salmon), 189 nucleotides. Its product is annotated as protein PXR1-like. The annotation marks the transcript as partial. The record is from RefSeq and is a predicted model, not a curated record. The transcript is spliced from 3 exons. Lineage: Eukaryota; Metazoa; Chordata; Actinopteri; Salmoniformes; Salmonidae.
AGGAAAGAAAGAGAAAAGAAGAAGAAAGAAAGAAAAAAGAAGAAAAAGAAGAAAAAGAAAAGAAAAAGAAAAAAGAAAGAAAAAGGAAAGGAAAAAAAAAAUAGGAAAGAAAAAAGAAAGGAAAAGGAAAUGAAAAAAAAAGAAAAAGAAAGGAAGAAAGGAAAGGAAAAAGAAAGAAAGAAAGAAAGA